Oryza sativa Japonica Group (Japanese rice) is the source of this 1557-nucleotide messenger RNA. Its product is annotated as GDSL esterase/lipase At5g33370. Gene Ontology annotation, molecular function: hydrolase activity, acting on ester bonds. The record is from RefSeq and is a predicted model, not a curated record. NCBI's taxonomy places the organism in Eukaryota, Viridiplantae, Streptophyta, Magnoliopsida, Poales, Poaceae.
AUGGCGAGGAGCAAAUCAGUGAGAGAGCAACAGGCGUUUAUUGAGUCUCACGUACUUACGUAGUGUAUAGUGAUAGCAGUAGUAGCAUUCAUGGCGUCGUCGUCGUCGUCAUGGCUCGUGCUGCUCUCAGCCGCGCUCUGCAUCGGCGCGCUCCCGGCGUCGCACGCCGCCCGCGCCUUCUUCGUCUUCGGCGACUCCCUCGUCGACAACGGCAACAACAACUACCUCAUCACGUCGGCCCGCGCCGACUCGCCGCCGUACGGCAUUGACACCCCCGACCACCGCGCCACCGGGAGGUUCUCCAAUGGCAAGAACAUGCCUGACAUUAUCAGUGAGCACCUGGGAGCUGAGCCGGUGUUGCCGUACCUGAGCCCGGAGCUGGACGGCGACAGGCUGCUCGUCGGCGCGAACUUCGCGUCGGCCGGCAUCGGCAUCCUGAACGACACCGGCGUGCAGUUCGCGAACAUCAUCCACAUCGAGAAGCAGAUCAGGUACUUCGAGCAGUACCAGGACCGGCUGCGCGCGGUGGUCGGCGACGAGCAGGCGAAGAAGGUGGUCGCCGGGUCGCUGGCGCUCAUCACGCUGGGCGGCAACGACUUCGUGAACAACUACUACCUCAUCCCGUACUCGCCGCGGUCGCGGGAGUUCUCGCUGCCGGACUACAUCCGGUACAUCCUCUCGGAGUACAAGCAGGUGCUCCGGCACAUCCACGCGCUGGGGGCGCGGCGGGUGCUGGUCACCGGCGUCGGGCCGAUCGGGUGCGUGCCGGCGGAGCUCGCGCUGCACAGCCUCGACGGCGGGUGCGACGCCGAGCUGCAGCGCGCGGCGGACGCGUACAACCCGCAGCUGGUGGCGAUGCUGGCGGAGCUCAACGCGGAGGUCGGCGGCGACGUGUUCGUCGGCGUGAACACCAAGCGCGCCCACGACGACUUCAUCGAGGACCCCAGGGCGCACGGGUUCGAGACCUCCACGGAGGCGUGCUGCGGGCAGGGCAGGUUCAACGGCAUGGGCCUCUGCACCCUCGUCUCCAACCUCUGCGCCGACCGCGACUCGUACGUCUUCUGGGACGCCUUCCACCCCACCGAGCGCGCCAACCGCCUCAUCGUACAGCAGUUCAUGCACGGCUCGCUCGACUACAUCACCCCCAUGAACCUCAGCACCAUCCUCAAGCUCGACCAACAAGCUCAACUCCGCAACUGAUCAAUAUCUCGCCACCAUGAUUACAACCUGCAUGCAUUAUUGCAAUCAAUCAGAAUGAUCGUCAGAUCGAUGGAUUGAUCUCUCUCCGUAAUUUACUGUCAUUUGGAUUUUUCAAGUGUUCGACGUACGUACUCUACGUACGUCCGUGAUUAGUUUUAGUUUUUGCUAGAUAUAUAGCGUCCACAUAAACCAUAUUUGAGCUUAGCUCGAUCAUCAUCCGGUCAGAUCGAUUGCUCAUCAGCUAGUGUGUUUAAUUACUCCUACAUAUGUACUGUGUUGUGUAUGUACGUGGUGUUCUUGUUUUGAAUCACAUAUCAUUAUUGAUAGGUUUUUAAUUAAUCUUUCAGAAUUAAGGAA